Molecule: messenger RNA, 7615 nt
Organism: Synchiropus splendidus (mandarinfish)
Lineage: Eukaryota; Metazoa; Chordata; Actinopteri; Syngnathiformes; Callionymidae
Gene: dnaaf9
Product: dynein axonemal assembly factor 9
Exons: 36
Coding region: 100-3555 (1151 amino acids)
Source: RefSeq, a predicted model, not a curated record
CUCCAGGGUGAUGGGGAUGUAGCGAGCUAGUUUUCGGCCUGAAAAUCGACAGCGUUGCCCGGUUAAAGCGCUAUUUUGCGAUUAGUAUAGGCUUUAACUAUGGCCGGCCUUAGGAGAGCUAACGGGGAGUAUUCUGGAGUCAACCCAGCCGUCAGCUGUUGUCGCUUGCGUCAGAUUCAGUCACUGCUGAGGGAUCAUGGCGCAAAGACACCAGAUGGAAUCCUCUGUACCUUAGGAAUUGAAAGCAGCUAUAAUGAAGGAUGUCGAGAGCUUGCCAAAUACCUUUUCUAUGGACUUUAUGAGAAGAAUCCUCUAAAUCUAGAUCUUCAGUUGAUGCUGGAUGGUAGGUCUGGUUCUCUUUUUUUAUUUGACGAUUUUGCCCUUAUUAACCCUUUUCUCUUUACAGAUGUCAUCCUCCUGAUAAAGUCUGAAUGUGUUCAUCUUUACUGCACCCCAAUGAACUACAGUUACCUGUUGCCAUAUGUGUCGCACUGGAGGAACCUGCAUCUCUACUGCAUGACUGAAGCAGAAAGUGAAGAUCAUGAGGAAGCAGCAGAGGAGUUUAAAAUAUCCAGCUUUGUCAAAAUGGUGGAAGGCUGUGUUUCGAUCGGGGUUCCUUUCAGCUCAUUUUGUCACAUUCAAAAGUUUGACAUGUUUAUGGUGGAGAAGUGGCCGUUGAUAAAAGCGUUUGCACUGGAUGGCAUCGGUGGAGGAAGCUUUUUUACUCUGAAAUACAAGCUAAUGGACAUGAGUGAACGGCUGUGGCAGGUGUACAGCAGGCUUGACCCAGUGUCCUUGGAUAACCUCAUCACAGAGGACUUGACCCACUUUGAAAAGCAGUGGAGUAGUUUUUUCUCAAUCAUGGACCAAGAGAGCCAUCUGUCCAUCCUGGAGCUCUCUGAAGCUCAAGCUGGGGCGGCAUUCAGGCUUUACUACUCCCAUGGGAUGAGCUCAAGUGACAUGACAGAUAAAAGUAAAGAACAGAAGCCCUUUGUUUUGUUCGGUGGACAUUCCUCAUUAGAAGAUCUCGAGAGUCAUUCGUGCAACUUCCCUUCUGAAAGUCAUCAGGUUCGCAACACAGGACCCCGAGCAUCUGCAGCAAAACACAUGGUUUUGCAGUGUGUUUCUCCCAAGGGUCCAUUAGCUUGUUCGCGAACCUAUUUCUUUGGAACCACCCACACGCCGUACCUUGGAAUCCAAACCAGUAACCAAAAGAGUACAGAAGUUCUACUGAUGUCACAGAUUUAUUCGGCUGUCGUUGAAGCAGUUCUUGCAGGCAUCAAGUGCUAUGCAAUUACCCUAAGUGCCUUCAAGGCAAAGGAUGUCGCUGACCACACUUUCCUGAGCGUAUUGGACUCGAUGAAUUUAAGCCAUUACUGCAACAUUAUCAAAUCCAGGUGUGAAUUUAAAAUCCAAGCUGUAAACAAACAAGGAAGGGUCGUUCCUCUGUCGGACCCAAAGAGUCGUUAUCUUAUUAAAACGGCCUCCUUUAUUGUCCCUAACAUCCCUGAUCUUCAAAUGGGAGCUGGAAACCUGGGCUCUUUGGUGUUUUCCGAGUCUUUCUUAGAGUCAAGCAUCAACAUCCAACACAAAGAUGGUUCAGUGUCCACAGACAGCUGCUUCACUAUUCUGACAUCUACUGUGCCUCGUUAUGCUUGCUGGCUGUUGGAAGCUGAUGUUAAGCAGUCAGAACAGGCCCGUCACCUUACAAAGAAGAAGGAAGGCUCAUUUUUGGGAUCUGUUCUUACGCAACCAGACACUGCGUACGUGUUCACCAACAAUCAGCUGUGCACACCUGAUGAAGGGAAGAUAAUCUUCUUUUCUGGAGGAAUUCUGUUCGGUCACCCACAGUCUGGGUGCUUCACCCUUUCCUCUGAACAUAUCAGUUCGAUCAAGUUCUACCAUCCGGACUCGAAUGCUGUUGCUUCGCUGCUGGUGGAAUAUGAAAGCACCCUCCUUCCGUACCUGCCAUUUCCCCUCCACAGCUCUGACCUGUGCCUAGUGUUUGCUCUGCAGCCUGGAUCCAGAAGCCUUAGUGGUUUCUAUUCCACGGUGUUGCCCGUGUGGAGGAACUCUGAAUCUGGACUUGUUAUUGAGACAGUGGACCAGGAGCAGCUGAUCAGUACUCAGAUAAACAUGCACACCAGACUGCAGAAACUACACAACAGCCAGGAACCACCUGUGGCCAAACGUGUUCCAAGCUUGAAAAGCUUCUACUCUCGAUUGCCUGAACAGGACAUGUUUCUGCAACACUUUUCUCUCAGCAGUAUUGGAGAGGAGGCCAUUUUAUUCGACCACCUGGGGGCACUAUUUCCUUCUACAGAGUUCACAAACUCAGUCAGCAUCAAUACCAAAAUUGUUAUCACAAUCAUCGCUGGCCUGCCUGGGAGUCACAAGGAAAGACUCUACAACUCUGUAGUGCAACUUCACAAAGACAGUGGACCGUUGGUGUUGUAUGAACCAACCAUGAGCAGCUUCUCAGCAUCUGAUCUACAUCAGUUUGUAUCCAGGACUCUAAACAACCUGAGAGGAGCCGAGGACAAGACUCGUAUGUUGGUUCUAUCACCGGGAUGCACAGAUGUUCUGGAUGUUGUUCAGGCUGUGCUCUUCCAUCCCGACCCAGCGAUCCAGGCCUCUGUCAAAAUCGGUGCCGUUACUGCCUGCGUUGACCCGCUCUCCUCCUUUCUGGAGCACAGAUUCGCUUUCCCUAAACUGUUGGAGCAGUGUAGCCAAGGUAUCGUGAGCACAGUGGUCUUCACUGGUCUGACAGCAGAGCGGAAGCACCCUCUCCUGCAGCAUGUCCAGCAGCUGGUACGCACUGCCAACCCCUCAGCAGCCUGUAUACAGGCAGAGAGAGGUGCUGUCUGGAGGAGUGAAGAAAUGAACCAGAUAUUGUCUGACAGCAGCUUCAACGAACCGCAGAUGCUGAGAGCACGAUAUGUCCUUUACCCUGGCUGGUGCAAAGGGCAGUUCUUCACUGGAUCAGGGUCUCCGUUUCUCACCCAGCAGCAUGUAGCUUUCAAAAGGCCCCUGGAGAGGCCUCUGUUUGUUGCCCGCUGUAAAGCCUUAAAGCCAUCGGUAGGUCUCAGCUCUGUCCCAGGAAAUGUGUAUACCAUUUGUGGGAAAGUGAAAUUCUCUGAUACGGACCAAAUGACACAAGUGACGUACAACACCGUGAGCGGGAACAUGACCAUUGUCCCAGAUCUGAGCACUGACACUGUGACCCCAGGUCCUCAAACGGACAAGACUUCCUGUUUCUUAAUCUUUUAUGGUGUUGGCCUGACAGAGGACGGGUUGAAGGACUGGCUCAGGCUUUGUGCCAAGCAGAGGCCGUCAAAGAAACCAAGGAAGACCAAGAACAAUCUUUCACCUGAAGAAAUGAAGAACAUCUAUUUGUCGCAACAUCAAGCUUAUUCCUUCAACUGCUAUCAAUAUGGACACAAGACAAACAUGGAUGACUUGAUUGAGGAGUACCUGACCGAGGCCAACAAAGAGAUUGAACUUUUCAACCAGCAGCUGGAGCUGCAGGACCAGCCUGACCUGUUUGAUCUAUGAGUGAGCGCCAGUUUCGUCAAAUAUCGGCAUCACUUCAUGUGAUGUAUUUCAAAGUCAAACUUUUUUUUAAACAGGAUUCAACACUUUAUCGUUUUGGACCUCAGUUUCAAUUUUAUUGUAUUUAUUUUUAAUAGUCUUGUAUGAGUCAUGGAUGUUAGUUUUAUGUUUGCCACCGCUGCAGCGGAAUUUGAAACAUGUAUUCGCUCAUUUUCCUCAUGUGAAGCUGUGAUGCUUUCACAAUUGAAGGGAAUUUCCGUGCACCCGCUCCUGCAGCUCUGCGUGUUUCUGUUUAUCGCAGACAAAUUAAUGCCCCUAUUUCUGGACAGGCAUGGAUAGCCGUGUGAUUCUGGUGGGCUCCCUGGUGGGGUUUCUCAAGAAUCGCUCCUCCUCUGUUGUCACCCAAAUCGGGGAAACACCUGUUAGCUUGUCUGCAUGCCACAAUACAGCAGAGGGGGCGCUUGGCCAUAGAGCUGUAAACACUGGACUGCAUGUUGGCUGUAGCUGACUGUUGAACGAUGCUAUUAAUCACAUAGUUAACAUGCUAGCCCGUUUUAUUUUCAGACUCCUCAAGUGCAUCUAAUGAAAGCGCAAUAAACAGACCACACUCCCUGUAGGUUGUGAAACAGGUGAGGGAAUCCAAAAUGCACGACUAUAUAGCUUAAAAACUAGUGUUCUCUGAGUGAAAUGCACUUUUAAUCGAGUGUAACCGAGGGAAAAGAACACACUUAGAAAAUGAUACGCAAAAUUACAUAUUGUGUAGAUAAUGUGAGGCAUUGCUUGGAAAUGAAAUCAGUAUAAAAAAAACCAAAACAAACAAAAAAAAACCUCAAUGCUUCUUGACAGCUGUAUUCCAAGUAGGUCGUUGUGCGGCCCCAAUAUCUACGCUAUUGUUUGUCAUACAAAUGUUAUAUGCAUGUCCUCAAAACAUGGGUGAGAUGGUUGUAGAAACUACUUCCAGGACAACAGAGUUGUCAGUUGCUUUGUGUGGGAGCUUUAAUGGGGUCAGCAGUAUCUGAUCUGCAACGAAGAUGGGUGUCAAACCCAAGGCUUGCAAUCCUAAUCCAACCGGCAGCAUACAGCAACACAACCAUGUUAUUUAGUUUGGUAUUUUGAAUCAGCCCAUGAGAAAAUGCAUUACGUGUUUUACAUUUCUUAAUCAACGUGGACCAAACAAUUUGUCACCGUAGACACAUGAACGUUGGUUUGCUUCAUUGAUUUCAUUGUGAGGUGUUUAAUAAUGUAGUUAAACUCCUUUUUUUCUUUUCUUUUUUUGGUCAGUCACCCGACCAGGCGUAAUCAAACGAACAAAUCCAGCAACGCUAAGUCAGUGCCAUAGGGCACUGCAACAGUUGGAGUUCAGAUCAAAUCAAUCUGUUUCAGCACUGUAUGUAUUGUUUUAGCCCCUUCUGUCAGUGUUUCGUUGCAAAGUAUCUACAGAUAAUAAGCCCCAGCAGUGCGUAUGCCGUGCUACUGUUGUUGCUUGUAACUAAGACGGUGGCCAGUAAUGCAUAGCUGCAUGUGCAUCACGGUUGCAGCUCGGGCUGUAACACUCAUCCACAGAUGAGACCCUAUCCAGGAAGUUAUUUUUAGAAUCUCAUUGACAUCUGUGCGUCUUUGGCUGCCAACCAUGCUGUCAUGUUUUACACCUUGGUUUGGAAGUGAUGCCAGCUGCCACUAAAACUGACAUGAAUAAUAUACCUGUCAGCAGAAAGUGAUGUGCAGAUAUUAGACGACAUCACUUUUGCCUCCUGAAAUGGGUUUUAACAUGACACUGCUGGCCCCAUACUUCCUGAAAUACAGCUACCGUCCUUCUUGUUAAUGCCACAUGAUGUACAGAGGCGUUGGAGUGGCUGGUGUAUCUAUUGCUCGUAUAUAGUUAAGUGUUUUAUACGAGAGUUGAAGGCUGUGUUUGACAACGAGCUGCUAAAUUCUCUGCCUCUCACACCUUCUAUUGUUUGGUCUGCUCCGAGAGCCACAACAAUAAGUCAAGGUACUUCUUAAUGAGAAGAUUCAUUUGAAUUGUUGCAGAUAAAUCCAAAAUGUUCAUGAGGGUCCAGUGCUGUAGAUGAUAUUUAAUAUCAGUCGAUGGCAACUGAAUUCAUUGACCAAAGUGCAGCUUGUUUCCUCGAUGCCGUUGCUGUCAGUCUGCUUAUGUAACCCCUCACAGAUGACUCUGUCUGACAGCUACACGGAGGAUAAAAGGUGCAGCAUUUUAAACCCUCCAAGCAACGUAUUAUGAUUCCAGAGGCUUGCAAUUCUAACAAUUAUUACCAGUGAUGCACACACCCAUGUGUGUGUAUAUAUAUAUAUAUAAAUAUUGAUAUGUGCUGAUUAUGUGACGUCUUUGCAUGUGAUAUGACUCCACCAUGAGCCUUUCACCAAACUGGCACAGUUGAAAAUAAUCACAUAUAUUUUGAAUAUUCAAAAAAAUGGUAUGAAAAUCCUCAGAGCAGCAAAUCAUAUUUUUAUAAAAUUAUGAAUUGAGGACUCCAGAUGCAAAUGUGUUUUCGGUACGAGCUCCUAAAAGAAGCAAAUGUGAUUUAUUUUCCGCAGAGAUCUGAUUGGUUGUUCGACGUCAGCUUUCUCUGAUCCAGAAGUGCCUUGACUGUAGCUAAGAAAAGCAACGUUUGAAGGCGCGUUCAAAGUUCCAUCCUGCUCCGUGUCACAGGAUGAGUUGUCAGGCGAGGAUCAAUCGUUUGGUGAAAGGAAUCCACAGUCGUGUUGUUAAAGCAGUUUGUUUUUCUAUUUAACCAAAGGGUGAAGCAGGAACUGUCACCGUGCAGGGCGCUGUCAGGGGUUGGGGGGCUCUGGACCGACGACAUAUUGAUCGCACUUUCGGACACGAGUUAGCUGCCUCGGGUCAUCUAAGGUCGACAAAAUCACCUCUUUAAGACUCAGAUUUUUCAUGAUAAAUUGCGACAAAUCAUUUGGAAAAACAUGUAUUGGACUGUUUAUAAAAGAUUUAUUGAAACCAGUUAUACACCUGAUAAUAAUGUCUCUGCUUAGCAAAGGUCAAAAGGCACAAGCCAAUCAUCUUUUUAUAAAAAUAAGGUGCAGCAUUGUCCUGUAAAUAUGGACAACCCUGCUGCUACAAUGGAAAUUAAAGUGUGCCUCCUCUUUAAAACUGCGGCCAGUAGAAACAGCACGUACUAAUAGGAGCUGCUAUAUGAAGAUCAGUUCUUCAGGCUGCAAGUGUUUACGAAAAUCUGCCGACCUCAGAGCCAUUUCUGGAGUUGUAGCAGGUAAGAUUGUUAAAUCUGUCACUUUGGGGUGUAAGAAAAGUGGGUUGAAAAAAUAUUCUGGGGUCUUAGAUUGGCGUUUCUGCAGAAUUAACCCGCAUGCCAACGUCUUGUUGAGGUGCUAAUCUCUUUGUACAGAGCCUGCUGUGGUACAACUCGAUGCUUUGCCAUUGGUGACCUCCCUUUCAGGGGUCUGUGGAGCCCCCCCCCCCAACACAUCUCUGUCUGUGACUCCUGCUUAGCUCUCAGCACCAUGGCGUCUUCAGUUGGCUACUGAAGGGCAGCCAUUUUGUAGCUGAUGUUGUAGGACAAAAACAAAGUUUGGUGUUUAUCAGGAGCAUUAAAUAUUCAGGUGGGAACUGUAUGUUGACUUGUGGAAAUUGUUCCUAAUUUGGCUAAAAAGAGACCGUCUUAUUCAUAAUGCGAGCAACAAAACACGUAAAAUUCCUGCUUCCGAUUCAGUCAAGUAUUAUUUGUAGGUCUGAUAAAAAUGAAUUAAUGUUCCUAAAACUCAUUACAGUAUAUAUAAAUAAACUAUCGCUACUUUGCCACCAUCAGAAGUUUGCCAAGUUAUGAGUCAUUUACUGUCAUAAAGGCCAGAUUAGCGCAGUGAAGGGCUCAUUUCCUCGCUCCUGUCUGUAGGCCAUCGGAGCAAAAACACAGGCGGCCAUGUUUUUGUGGUCGUUCAAUAAGGUCCAGCUGCUGAUGAUUUGCACAAAAACUACUAUAACUUGUGUUUUUAUCCUGUGACUGAUGCUUUUUUCAAACUGAAAGUUGUAUUUAUUGCACUAUAUUGUUCAUUAAAUAUUUAUACAACCCAA